AGGCGAGCAGACCUAACCACGAAUGGAGAGAACGAUCUUACUUUAUAUGGAUGAACGACACGUUACGAUCCGGGUGUAUAUUUAAUGAAUUGUAGUGAAUGAUUGUUUUUUUUUUUAAGGAAUUCCUAACGACUUUAUUAAAUCGCUAAGAAAAAUGCAGGUUCUUUUAGGCCUUCUAAUUUUAGUUACUGGUGCACAUUGUUUAUAUUCUUCAAAUUCAGAUGUCAUCGAUCUCAAACCAAGUAAUUUUGAUAGUUCAGUAAUAGAUAGUGAUCAUGUCUGGAUCGUAGAAUUUUAUGCACCAUGGUGUGGACAUUGUCAACAAUUCGUAUCAGAAUAUGAUAAAGCUGCGACAGCUUUAAAGGGAAUCGUAAAACUUGGAGCUAUAAAUGCAGAUGAACAUAAAUCUCUUGGAUCUAGAUUUGGUGUACGUGGUUUCCCAACAGUUAAAAUUUUUGGUCAUGAUAAAAAUAAACCUGAAGAUUUUAACGGACCACGUACAGCUGCUGGUCUUAUCGAUGCUGCUACAAAUGCCGUUUCUCAAAAAGCGUAUGCAAAAUUAGGUGUCAAAAAAGGUGGUAGUGGUAAUAAACAAAGUAAAGAUUCUAAGGAUGUAAUCGAACUAACUGAUGAGAAUUUUGACAAAUUAGUAUUAAAUUCAGAAGAUAUGUGGUUGGUUGAAUUUUAUGCUCCAUGGUGUGGACAUUGCAAAAAUUUGGCACCCAUUUGGGCUUCUGCGGCUACAGAACUUAAAGGCAAAGUAAAAUUAGGAGCCCUUGAUGCAACUGCACAUAGAGCCAAAGCAAGUCAAUAUGAAAUAGCGGGAUAUCCAACCAUCAAGUAUUUCCCAUUAGGUAAGAAAAAUGCUGAUUCGGUACAAGAAUAUGACGGUGGCCGUACUAGCACUGACAUCGUUAACUGGGCUUUGGACAAACUGGCUGAAAAUAUACCAGCACCCGAAGUAGUUCAAAUUAUUAAUGAAAAAAGUUUAAGAAGUGCAUGCGAAGAUAAACCACUUUGCGUAGUUUCAGUAUUACCACAUAUAUUAGAUUGUCAGUCAGAAUGUAGAAAUCAGUACUUAAACGUUUUAAGAGAUCUUGGAGAAAAUUAUAAAAAGAAAAUGUGGGGGUGGGUUUGGUCAGAGGCAGGAGCUCAAUCAAACAUAGAGGAUGCAUUAGAAAUUGGGGGAUUUGGUUAUCCUGCUUUAGCAGCAGUAAAUAUUAAAAAAAUGAAGUAUUCAUUGUUAAAGGGAAGUUUUUCAUAUGAUGGAAUAAACGAAUUUUUAAGAGAUUUAAGUUACGGACGUGGUGGAACUGCCCCUUUGAAAGGAGCUCAAUUACCUUCUAUACUUGAAAUUACACCUUGGGAUGGUAAAGAUGCUGAACCUCCACAGGAGGAAGAAAUCGAUCUUAGUGAUAUAAAUUUGGAUGAGAAAGAUGAAUUGUAAUCAUUGAAAUAUCAAUGAAAUUUUUUUUUUAUGAUGCUGUACUCGAUGUAUCAGGUAUGCUUUUUCAAAGCAAGGAUACAUUACGUUUCAUUAUGUAUAACGUAAUAAUUCUCAAUAACGUAUGUUUUAUAACAAAAAUUGUUAAACUGCCUGUAAUAUUUUGUUUUUCAGCUGCAAUAUGUUUCAAUAUUGUAUGUAUCACUGAAAAUCAAUCUCCAGGUGGUCUCUUAAAUAUAUUAAGUUUUCGAUAUAUCGAUGCUUAAAUUAUGGAAAAAUAUGGUAUUAUGUUUAUUAACUACUUGGACCAAAAGUUAUUUGGAAAUAACAUUUUAUAAAAAUCACAAUUGAAAGUAUGUCUGUAUUGUAUGAACUAUAUUUUUCCAUGAUAUAAGCAUUCCUUCCAAGAAAGCCAAUUACAUAAAUUUAUGUAAACUUCCUAGAGAAAAAACAAAAAAGAAAAGAAAAAUGAUACACAUUUAUAUACAGCAUUAAUCCUUGUAACAUAAUCCUUAUUGUUUUAAUAUUUUUUUAUAUCUAACUUUAACUUAAAUUUUUUCUAUCAGUGUUUCUUCUUUACAUAUCUAUUCGUAAGAAAACUAAUAAUUUACUACACGUAUCACAAAUAAAAUGUCUUUAUAUUUAUAAAAAACAAAAAACAAAAAAGUUCGUGCAUUUUUGCUCAUGCCUGAGGUUCUCUGUAAAAGUGUAAUGUCAAUUAACAUGCUAGAAAAAAAAAACCGAAUUCCUCGUAUAUAUAAGUGAUUCAAUUCCACUGUAAAUUAUACAUUCCACGUUCUUUUUUUUUUGUUUGUAGUAUGUAUUCAUUUUAUGUCAUCUUUAUCUUGUUGAUCAACCUCUCAUUACAAUGAGUCUUCCAUCAUUGGCAGAAUUAACAUUAAAUAUGUAUUAAUUGUGUGAAAUCUUAUUCUCUCUGAGAGAAACAUAAUAAUCUAUUGUAAUAAUUAUCACGAUCGAAUAAAUUUUUCAAGAAAAUAAUAUA
Vespula vulgaris is the source of this 2447-nucleotide messenger RNA. RefSeq names its product protein disulfide-isomerase A6 homolog (gene CaBP1). Gene Ontology annotation, cellular component: endoplasmic reticulum lumen. Gene Ontology annotation, biological process: response to endoplasmic reticulum stress. Gene Ontology annotation, molecular function: protein disulfide isomerase activity; protein-disulfide reductase activity. NCBI's taxonomy places the organism in Eukaryota, Metazoa, Arthropoda, Insecta, Hymenoptera, Vespidae. The record is from RefSeq and is a predicted model, not a curated record. Bases 155 to 1447 code for a protein of 430 amino acids. The transcript has 6 exons.